Molecule: messenger RNA, 959 nt
Organism: Zingiber officinale
Lineage: Eukaryota; Viridiplantae; Streptophyta; Magnoliopsida; Zingiberales; Zingiberaceae
Product: 40S ribosomal protein S7-like
Exons: 6
Coding region: 155-733 (192 amino acids)
Biological process (GO): translation; rRNA processing; ribosomal small subunit biogenesis
Cellular component (GO): small-subunit processome; ribosome; cytosolic small ribosomal subunit
Molecular function (GO): structural constituent of ribosome
Source: RefSeq, a predicted model, not a curated record
GUCUUAUUUGUGGGGAUUUAGUAUUAAAAGGCGCGUGACUCCUCCCGAAGCAAAACCCUAGUCCGGUUGCCACUUGCGGCGGCGUUCUCGCUCUCUUUCUCCUCCUCCUCGUCUUCGUUGGCAAGAUCAGAGCUAAGAAUUAGUAUUAGGAAAAAUGUUUACUGCAAGGAAGAAGAUUCUAAAGGAGAAGGGUGCUGAACCUACCGAGUUUGAAGACACUGUAGCUCAGGCAUUUUUUGAUUUGGAGAAUGGGAACCAGGAGUUGAAGAGUGAUUUGAAGGAUCUUUACAUCAAUUCAGCAGCACAAAUCGAUAUAGCUGGCAACAGGAAAGCUGUUGUUAUCCACAUUCCGCACAGACUUCGGAAAGCCUACAAAAAGAUUCAUGUGAGACUAGUUAGAGAACUGGAAAAGAAGUUCAGUGGGAAGGAUGUGAUUCUUAUUGCUACACGGAGGAUAUUGAGGCCACCAAAGAAAGGUUCAGCAGUCGUGCGCCCCCGCUCCCGCACCCUCACUGCCGUCCACGAUGCAAUCUUGGAAGAUGUAGUGUACCCUGCUGAAAUCGUAGGAAAGCGCGUCAGAUAUCGGAUGGAUGGCUCCAAAGUCAUCAAGAUUUUCUUGGAUCCUAAGGAGAGGAAUAACACCGAAUAUAAACUGGAAACUUUCUCCGGUGUCUACCGGAAACUUUGUGGCAAAGAGGUGGUGUUCGAAUAUCCGAUCACUGAGAUUGCUUAAAUUACUUUUAUGGGUAGUUUGUCUGCGUUGGUUUUCUUCGUUGGAAACACUUUGAUUGUGCCAUUUCCUUUGAAAAUGUUCUCAUUUUGCUGAUAAGGUUUUAGUGGAUGUGUUGACUGUUUUGUCUGCGAUUUAGAGCAUAAACUCUUAAAGGAUGGUUUUUUUGGGUAUGUAGCAGAAAAGCUUUGCUUUUAUUGAAUUGUUAAAGAAUUUAAAAAAUCUUAAA